Diversispora eburnea is the source of this 450-nucleotide messenger RNA. Lineage: Eukaryota; Fungi; Glomeromycota; Glomeromycetes; Diversisporales; Diversisporaceae. The record is from the annotation of a GenBank genome assembly.
AUGGCCACUUCCGCUGAACAAAGACAACAAAAUGGACAUAGCGAUCCAAGAGCUCAACUCGAACAAAUAAUAGAUAAUUUACUUAUUAAAAUAUGGGAAAUAAUGGUUCAACUUAAUGAAUAUGACUCAUAUAACUCGGAAAAAAAAUGGGCUAUUUCUCAUUCUUUGAAAGAUCUUAUAGAUUACCUAGACGAAGUGAAUCGACUUCAAGAAAAAAUUAAACAUAUCGAAGUGCCGAUGACAGGGCGUAACCCUGAUAUUUUCAUGUCCGAAUAUGUUGAAGAAGUUAUGACAGAAAAUCAAGCAGUCAAUGUCAAAAACGAUGCAAUAAUAGAUUUCAAAGAUUUGCUUCUCGAACAGCUUCAGGAAACAUUACCCGAGCAAACAAAUGCAUACAAGAAAUAUGUUCAAGCGAAUGACAAUGACUUGCCAACCACAAACGGUCAUUAA